CAAAGAUUUCUUUCCCAAACGGACCAAAACAAAUCUGCAAACCCUCUUCUCAUCUUUUUCUCUGUCCCGAGAGAGAGAGAGAGAGAGAGAGAGAGAGAGAGAGAGAGAGAGAGAGAGAGAUGCACCCGAAGACGUAUUCGGAGGAGACGUCGCCGCGUGAGAGACCGGCGUACUUCGUGCAGAGCCCGCCGAAUGCCGAUGUGGACAAGGCAUCAAGCGGGUCGGGUUUCAGCCCGGUCGGGUCUCCGGUCCGGGCGCAGACACGACACGUCAGCACGGGGAGCGACGAGGAGUACCGCCACUCUCGAGGGUCGUGGACGACGUCGAGGUGCUCGGAGCCGCUGAAGAACCAGAACCCUCGAACCUUCGCGGGAUACAGCAGCAUGGGAUUGCAACAGGGCCGUCGGAUCGCCGACGAGGACGACUACGAUCACGAGGACGACAUCGAGAUGGACGGUCCCCAUGAACGGAGGGCCAGGAAAGUCAGGUUCUACAUCUGUUUGAUCUUCGCUUUCGCUCUGGCGUUUUCUCUGUUCUGUCUGAUCUUGUGGGGCGCUAGCAGAUCCUUCAGCCCGAAAGUCACUCUGCAGGGGAUUGUGUUCGAGAGCAUGAACGUGCAGUCAGGGAGUGACGGUUCGGGAGUGACGACAGAUAUGCUGAAUCUGAAUUCAACGGUCAGGAUUUUGUAUCGGAACACAGCCACUUUCUUCGCCGUCCACGUCACCUCUUCCCCUGUCCAGCUCAGCAUCUCCCAGCUCACCCUCGCCUCCGGCCAGAUAGAGGAGUUCACUCAAAAAAGGAAGAGCCAAAGGAUCAUUAAAACGAACGUAUACGGAGACCAAGUGCCUCUGUACGGCGGAAUACCUCUUCUCUACGCCCAGCGGACGCACCCCGACCGAGUCACCCUGCCUCUGAACCUAACCUUCACGCUCAGGACUCGGGCCUAUGUCCUCGGCCGGCUCGUCAAGUCCAAGUUCUACUCCCGGGUCCGAUGCGCCGUCGUUCUUCGGGGCAAUAACCUCGGCAAGAAUGUCGAUCUCUCCAAAUCUUGCUCUUACAAAUGAUACAACAUUCGGUAUAU
Molecule: messenger RNA, 1081 nt
Organism: Tarenaya hassleriana
Lineage: Eukaryota; Viridiplantae; Streptophyta; Magnoliopsida; Brassicales; Cleomaceae
Exons: 3
Coding region: 120-1064 (314 amino acids)
Source: RefSeq, a predicted model, not a curated record